UGGCUUAACUCACGAGUCUCACAGGAAGGAUGUUGAACAGGUCUACCUCCGCUGUUCGGAAGGGUCCAUAGAGUGGAUGUAUCCCACGGGAGCACUCAUUGUCAACCUGCGACCCAACACUUCACCUGCCUCUUACAAACACUUGACUGUUUGCAUAAAGCCCUUCAAGGACUCUGCAGGAGCAAAUAUUUAUUUGGAAAAAACUGGAGAACUGAAACUCUUGGUCCGAGAUGGAGAUCGCAGGCCUGGUAAAGUCUACUGCUUCGGCUACGAUCAGGGGGGUCUGUUUGUCGAGGCCACUCCUCAGCAGGACAUUAGCAGGAAGAUUACGGGCUUCCAGUACGAAUUGAUGAACAAGGCGAUAGCAUCUGAUUUGCACACAGUUUCUG
Molecule: messenger RNA, 389 nt
Organism: Pterocles gutturalis (yellow-throated sandgrouse)
Lineage: Eukaryota; Metazoa; Chordata; Aves; Pterocliformes; Pteroclidae
Product: meteorin-like protein
Exons: 1
Biological process (GO): positive regulation of brown fat cell differentiation; energy homeostasis
Molecular function (GO): hormone activity
Source: RefSeq, a predicted model, not a curated record